Messenger RNA from Wyeomyia smithii (pitcher-plant mosquito), 1030 nucleotides. RefSeq lists its product as uncharacterized. Lineage: Eukaryota; Metazoa; Arthropoda; Insecta; Diptera; Culicidae. Bases 101 to 961 code for a protein of 286 amino acids. The record is from RefSeq and is a predicted model, not a curated record. The transcript is spliced from 2 exons.
UAAAACCGACCCGCCGAAAACAAUGUUCAUAUAAAAUCGCUGGUCAAACAGGUUGAAUUGUCAUUGGCAUCACAGGCAUUCAAGAAAAGCAGUAACAGCGAUGAAGUCCCUUUUGAUUGUCACCCUGCUGUUUGCAGUAGUUAGCAUAACUCUUGCAGAUCGACCCAAAACAAAAGCUGUACUUGAACAAGUAAAUCAUCUACGUCCCCGUUACAGAGAAAUUCAGGACUUCGUAAUUGAAACCCUUAGUGAUGCUCGUUUGAACACAUCGGCAAAGAUUAAUAUCUUCCAUCAGGAUAUUUUGCUAGUCAAGGAAACCUUUGUAUUGGAUGCCAUUCUAAAGGAAGAUGAAUUGCUCUAUCAGAUUGAUAAUCAACCAGCAGAAAUAGAUCGAUCAUGCUUAGCCUUUGUUCAAGCUUUGGCCGAAAGUAUCAUCAACCUGGCUGGCACUGCAUUCGCCAACUGCAUCGCCGAUGCCAGCACUGUUUUGAACGAAGAGGUCGCUAAAUUUUAUGCCCUUCUACAGCAAGAUGAAACCGAUUUUGUGGGCAUUGGAUUGUUGGAUGCAUUCGUGGGUGAGAACAUUUUCAAUGGACCGGACAAUAUUCUGCAAAAACUCGCUGACAAAUCUAAGCAUCUCGAAGAAGACCCGUUGUACCUGUUUGACGAAAUGUAUGCAGCCGUUAGAUCAUUCGGCAGCAUUCUGGAUGGGUUAGAGGCCAACUACGUCGUUUGUAUGACGGAAAGCGAACAACGUAUGAAAGGAGGCUUCGCGCUGAGCCAGGAUCAUAUGGCAAUGACAUGUCGUGCCGUUGAAAUUGGAGGAGGAAUCACGACACAAGCACCGGAACCAGAACCCGAACCAGAACCCGAGCCAGAGCCAGAGCCCGAACCAGAGGAAGAACACUUACCAAUUGAACAGGCAGUGAAGCGUGAGUUCCGCAAACGAUUUGGGCUGUAAUUUGGAAUGACCAGCAUUGAGUGACCUUUGAUAUUUUAAGUAAAGCAAAUAAAUUAUGAUUUAUGCAUA